This is a messenger RNA of Anopheles cruzii, 1136 nucleotides long. It is a transcript of the gene Rack1, whose product is annotated as guanine nucleotide-binding protein subunit beta-like protein. The coding region runs from base 83 to 1021 and encodes 312 amino acids. Gene Ontology annotation, cellular component: cytosol; nucleus. The transcript has 3 exons. The record is from RefSeq and is a predicted model, not a curated record. Gene Ontology annotation, molecular function: translation regulator activity; ribosome binding; protein kinase C binding. Lineage: Eukaryota; Metazoa; Arthropoda; Insecta; Diptera; Culicidae. Gene Ontology annotation, biological process: rescue of stalled cytosolic ribosome; positive regulation of protein phosphorylation.
CCGGAGCUAGCAAGACGUGUACAGCGUUGCGACUGGGAGCAGUUUAGCCUGUAACCGUGAAUAAACGUGAAAUUGCCCGAAAAUGACUGAAACGUUGCAGUUGCGCGGCCAACUUCUUGGCCACUCCGGAUGGGUUACCCAAAUCGCUACCAAUCCGAAGUAUCCGGACAUGAUCCUGUCUGCAUCUCGCGACAAGACUUUGAUAGUCUGGAAACUAACCCGGGAUGAAAUUAGCUACGGCAUCCCCCAGAAGCGUCUGUAUGGCCAUUCGCACUUCAUCUCCGAUGUGGUGCUGUCGUCGGAUGGCAACUUCGCUCUGUCCGGCUCGUGGGAUAAAACCCUGCGCCUGUGGGAUCUUGCUGCCGGUGUAUCGACUCGUCGAUUCGAAGACCAUACCAAGGAUGUGCUUUCGGUUGCGUUCUCGGUCGAUAACCGUCAGAUUGUGUCCGGCUCCCGUGACAAGACCAUCAAGUUGUGGAACACGUUGGCGGAAUGCAAGUAUACCAUCCAGGAAGACGGACAUACCGAUUGGGUUUCGUGCGUGCGUUUCUCACCGAACCACACGAACCCGAUCAUAGUGUCCGCCGGGUGGGAUCGCGUCGUCAAGGUCUGGAACUUGGCGAACUGUAAGCUGAAGAUUGAUCAUCUUGGUCACAAUGGAUACCUAAACUCGGUGUCCGUUUCACCGGACGGCUCGCUGUGCACAUCGGGAGGCAAAGAUUGCCGCGCAUUCCUGUGGGAUCUGAACGAUGGCAAGCAUCUGCACACACUCGAACAUAACGAGGUCAUUAAUGCGCUGUGCUUCUCGCCGAACCGUUACUGGUUGUGCGUCGCUUACGGGCCAUCGAUCAAGAUCUGGGAUUUGGCCUACAAGACGAUGGUCGAGGAGCUCAAGCCGGCCAAGAAUGGCGACCCACCGCAAUGCCUGUCGCUGGCUUGGUCCACUGACGGACAGACACUGUACGCUGGAUACUCGGACAACAUCAUCCGCGUUUGGCAGGUAUCGGUCUCGGCUCGCUAAGCUAGCGUAAAAGCUGUAACGCGCGCAUUACGACUGGAUCCCAGGGCCCAGGGUGUAUUAACAUAAGUUGUUUCUUUUUUGAAGAAAUAACAAUCCUGUAUUGAAAUACAUAAAA